Messenger RNA from Sphaerulina musiva SO2202, 1160 nucleotides. RefSeq lists its product as uncharacterized. The transcript has 3 exons. The record is from RefSeq and is a predicted model, not a curated record. Lineage: Eukaryota; Fungi; Ascomycota; Dothideomycetes; Mycosphaerellales; Mycosphaerellaceae. Bases 125 to 457 code for a protein of 110 amino acids.
CCGACCGACUUGUUCAUCAUCAUCAUCACCAUCACCAUCAUCCUCGCCCAUCUGUAUCAUCUAAAGGCCACUCUGAACGACCAUAAAUCCGACCUGUCGGGAUUCCUUCCAACUGCCGACAUGGAUGGACGCACAGCACCAAAAGACAAAUAAGUCUGCUCAGUUUGCUUGCUACCUACGAGAACAUACAUACAUCAUCGAGUAUUACAUCCUACAUUUAUCUUUUCGCGCUGCUGUUCCCCCCCUCUAUCCAUUUGUUCCCCUACCUAUACAGCGCAUUCAAGCAGGACUACCAGGCAAGCAAGCAAGCAACAAGAGAGGGCGAAAGUUUUUGGGGACGACUUUUUUUUUUCUUUCUUUUUUGGUCACGGAAACAAAAGGCUGCGACAAGAACUACCUACAUACCUACCUGCCUUACCUUAUCACGAACCGGCGACUGCGAACCGCCGAACCGUGAACUGCGCGACUUGGAAACCAAACCACUAUGUGUGAUUACACAAAAGUGGAGUAUGCAUGCUAUCAUCUGCGAUAUACAGUUCGCGCAUGGUGCGUCAAGUACCAGGAGACACAUAAGGUACCUACCUACCUUACCUUGACUUUUUUUUUUCCUUUCCUCCCUUUCUUUCGCCAUAUUUUUGGGGAUUAUUGCUGGUUACCUCAGGUAGCUAUGUUGUUUGGAAAUAAACAAUGGAUGCUGAUUUACUCUUCUACUUCCUAUUCAGCGGUGUCCGGCAAAUGUGGUAGCAGUCGAAUAUCGUCUCGAUGAACGAUGUGGAGACUGCAGAGACUCUCCCGCACCAAUGUAUACACUCAAAAAGAAAGCGUCGAAAUUACCGAAUUAUAAGAAGGACAAUGGAUUAUCAUCAUCGUCUUCUUCUUCCAAGUUGCAAUGAACAGAUAGUCGCCAAGAAGAAGAGGAAGAAGAAGGAGGAGAAGAAGAAGAAGAAGAAGAAGUUGCUAGCAGGACCUAUGCAGCUUCUUGAGUACCUAGGUACCUGUAGUUUCGGAAUACGGUUCUAGAUAGAUGGGUGGGGACAUGACCUUGUUAUUAUUAAUAUCAUCACUACUACAUGUAAUACUACUUACUACUACUACCUUACUAGAAGUCUAGGAGAAAGAUAGGAAGGAAGAAAGAAAGCAAGAAAGGAAGGGAGAUCACG